Molecule: messenger RNA, 1737 nt
Organism: Meira miltonrushii
Lineage: Eukaryota; Fungi; Basidiomycota; Exobasidiomycetes; Exobasidiales; Brachybasidiaceae
Product: glycoside hydrolase family 29 protein
Exons: 1
Coding region: 1-1737 (578 amino acids)
Biological process (GO): fucose metabolic process; glycoside catabolic process
Cellular component (GO): lysosome
Molecular function (GO): alpha-L-fucosidase activity
Source: RefSeq, a predicted model, not a curated record
AUGAUUCCAACAUCCAAAAAUGAUCCUGCAUGGCAUAUCUUUGCGGCUACUUUAGUCACCACGCCCGCAUUGCAAGGAGAGUCUCAGAAGCAAUACUUUGUGGAAAGUGUGCAAUUCACUCAAAGAUGGGAUGACAUUGAUGGAGAACGAGUUCAAUUCGUAGAAGUGGUGGUGGUCAAUACACCUACCCAUGGCGAUGCAGCACAACCGAUUACUGUUGAAGUGCAUUCCCGCACAGCCAAAACAUUAAAGCCUGCAAGAGUGACUCGAUUACCAAAAGGAAAUUUCAUUCGUGUUGAUGUACCGGUCACGGGUGGAAAUGGUGAUAAAGAACGUGCUACAGUGACGAUCCGAGAUGCAAAUUCAGGUCAUUGGUUAACGAUUUCUCCAGGCUGGUUAGUCCAACCUGGUUUGACGGAUUAUGACAGCAGUGAUGCAUCACUCUCACGUGUACAAGCACCGAAUUGGUGGCGAGAUGCAAAACUGGGAAUCAUGUUCCAUUAUGGACCUUAUUCUGUUCCGGCUUAUGGUGCUGACUUUUAUGCGGAAUGGUACAUGCACGAUAUGAGCACGAACAAUUACACAAAAGCACAUCAUCUCAAGACGUAUGGUGAACAAUUCAAUUAUGAUGACUUUUUUGAGAAAUUCACUGCAGCCAAAUUUGAUGCUUCUCAGUGGGUUGCUUUGAUGGAAGCUUCUGGUGCAAGAUACUCUGUCGGGACGACUAAACAUCAUGAUGGGUUCGCACUGUUUGACACAAAGGAUACAAGCAAUCGCAAUUCACUCACUUAUGGACCCAAACGAGAUCUGAUGAAAGAAUUGAUGCUGGCAGCCCAGAACUCCACGGUAAGAUUUGGAACGUACUUCAGUCCGGUGGAGUGGUUUAAUCCAAUUCAAAACCCUUAUGGGUUUGAGCUGUUCGCUGGAGGUCCAUACCGUAAUGCGUAUACGGGAGAAGCCGUUCCUUAUACCGGAUUUAUUGAAAAAGAUGACUUUAUCGAUGAUAUUCAAAGUCCACAACAACAGAUCUUGAUGGAAGAUUACCGAACGAAUAUCAUGUGGUGUGAUAUUGGUGGACCUUCGCGUGGUUGUCAAAACGCAGCAAAAUGGUACAAUGAAGCCCGCAAACGUGGUCAAAAUGUAGUGAUGAACAAUAGAUGUGGUUGUUUAUGGAAUGGAUUUGGAACACCUGAAUAUGCAACCUAUUCAGGUACGGUACAGAACUUAUGGGAAACGAAUGAAGGUUUGGCACCGUUUAGCUUUGGCUUUAAUGCACAAGAUGCACCUUCUGCCUACAAAACACCACAACAAUUGGUAAAGAUGUUGGUGGAUGUGGUAAGCAAGAAUGGAAACUAUUUGAUCAAUUUCGGACCUGAAGCUUCGGGCGUGAUUCCAAAAGCACAGCAAGACUCACUUUUGGGCAUGGGUAAAUGGCUCAAAACGAACGGUGAAGCGAUUUAUGGUACUCGUUAUUGGAAUCUUACCCCACAAGAAGGCGAUUGGCGAUUUACGACCAAAGAUGGGCUGUUCUACAUGAUUUCAUUGUCGAAGCCUUCCACUUCCUACACUUUUACAUCUCCUAUCCCUGUUCGAAAUGGUGAUGUGAUUACACUUUUGGGUGCAAAAGGUAUUGUCAAAUAUACCAUCAACGAGAAAGGAUUGCUGACGAUCAAUCCUACUGCUACUCAAAUCGGACAAGGCAAUCUAGCAUGGGCUUUCCGAAUUGAACAAAAAUGA